CAGCUAAUAAUAUCAAAUGUUUGGCUUAAAUAGUGCUUAUGGCUGCCGUUUUUGUGGCAAUAUAGUCAGCUACAAAUCCUCCAAAGUAAACGAGACGCCCUAUGAUGUCCUAUUGGCCAAGACAUUUAACUUGAUACCAGAGGACAAGGUUAGAGUUACGGAAGGGGAGAAGUUCCAGAAUCUGCACUGCUCCAAGUGCCGCACGGAGUUGGGUCUCCACUGUCUGGAGAGUGAAAAGAAUGGCCAAUUGAAAGGACUGAAGCUGCUCCAGAAGGUUCAUCUGUUGGUGUACGACUCGUAUGAGGUGCCACUUGAAACGUCCUCAUCUCUUGACUGAUGUGGCGUGUAAAAAUAAAGUUUUCCACAAACAAUU
This is a messenger RNA of Drosophila elegans, 373 nucleotides long. RefSeq lists its product as uncharacterized. Lineage: Eukaryota; Metazoa; Arthropoda; Insecta; Diptera; Drosophilidae. The coding region runs from base 17 to 337 and encodes 106 amino acids. The record is from RefSeq and is a predicted model, not a curated record. The transcript has a single exon.